Cajanus cajan (pigeon pea) is the source of this 1744-nucleotide messenger RNA. RefSeq lists its product as uncharacterized. The record is from RefSeq and is a predicted model, not a curated record. Gene Ontology annotation, molecular function: DNA-binding transcription factor activity; DNA binding. NCBI's taxonomy places the organism in Eukaryota, Viridiplantae, Streptophyta, Magnoliopsida, Fabales, Fabaceae.
AAAGAGGCACAUAGAGGAGAGAGAGAGAGAGGGAGAGGGAGAGAGAGAGAGAGAGAAGCUGUUCUAAAUUCUGUGUGAAGAUCAAUUUAGGAUUUAGAGACGGUUUCAGUAUCUGGGUAUCUCACAGUCGUAUAAGGGUUGUCAUCGAUUUAUGUGUCCUUAUUUAUAUAGCUACGAUGGUGUUGCUAAGAUCAAGGAUUUUCUUUUUCAAUGUCCAAGCGUAGAGGAGAUGAACAAUAGUAGGAGUUUGAAAUUGUGAAUUAGUGUUAAUUCCACCACUAAUUAACAUUCAGAGACAUAGAGGCAACUGUUUCUUUUGUCUUGCUUCAAAUUGUGAUCUUAAAAUCCAGUUUCCGAGAUUGAAGGGUACGAGGAUGGAAGAAGAGGGACAUGGCUCGGAAUGUUACAAGACAAGCCCUUCUAACGAGGAAGAUUAUUGUGAAGAAAGUGAGGCCAAUAAUGAAGAUAGAAGUAAGCAAAAGAACAAUGGAGGAAGCUCAAGCAACAGCACUGUGGAAGAAAACGAGAAGAAGACAACAACAGUGAGGCCUUAUGUUAGAUCCAAGUUGCCUAGGCUACGUUGGACACCUGAUCUUCAUCUUCGCUUUGUUCAUGCUGUUCAAAGACUUGGAGGACAAGAGAGAGCAACCCCAAAGUUAGUUCUUCAGUUGAUGAAUAUCAAAGGUUUAAGUAUUGCUCAUGUCAAGAGUCAUUUACAGAUGUACAGGAGCAAGAAGAUAGACACAAAUCAAGUAUUGGGUGAUCCUAGGCUCCUUGUAGAAACUGGAGACAAAAAUGUUUACAAGCUUAGCCAACUUCCCAUGCUUCAAGGCUACAAUCCAAAACAAAGUUCAGCAUACAGAUAUGGAUAUGGGGAUGCUUCUCUUGCUAUCUAUGAAAACAUGGUGCACAGGCCCUUCCUGAGUAGGAGUACUUCAGUAGAUGAAUCUGGACCUGAAUUUUAUGGCAGCAUAUUGAGUGAGAGGAUCCAUGGGACCAAUAGUAACAUCAAUUGGACUCACAAUAAGUUCCAAGUUGAUUCUUCACGUUUCAACGAAAUGUCAACAAAUAAAGUUCAUGAACAAAAAGACAAGUUCUUCUCAUUUGGUGGCCAUGAAUCCUCAUGCACACAAAUAAAAAUGAGCCAGGUUGGUCUAAAUCAAUCUACUCAACAGCCAAGUGCACAACAGCUCAUGCCCUAUAAUAAGUUGGCAACAAAUCCCGUGGAACUAAAGACCUUGAAAAGGAAGGCUUCAGAUAUUGAUCACCUUGAUUUGAAUCUGUCACUAAAAAUAAAUUCAAGGGUCGUCAGUGAUGAGAACCAAGGAAGUAAAAGCAUGGUGGACCAUGAAGUUGAUAGUAAUCUAUCACUCUCUUUGUGUUCUCAGUCCUCGUUCUCUCAUCUUAGCAACAGGUUGAGAAGAGCACAAGAUCAUUCUAAGGGGCAAGGGGAAAGAGCCAGUGCUCUGGAUCUGACUAUAUGAAUGAGACAAACUCUAAGUGAGAUCCUGAGGUACCUGUCAUAAAUCAUGCAUAUUGUAACCAAUUAUUACAUUUAUCUGACACAUAUAUAUUUUCUUCUUGUCUCUUUCUAUAUAGGGACAGUGAAUAUUAACAGUUUGUCUAUUAAAUAGUGGCACUAGCUAGCUUGGUAGGCGCUAAGAAUCCUUAUCUCAACACCAGUGGUUUUAGUUCUACUCUUCUUCUAUCACAGAAAUGCUAAAAGAGAAAGCCCAGUACAACU